Paecilomyces variotii is the source of this 1445-nucleotide messenger RNA. RefSeq lists its product as hypothetical. Gene Ontology annotation, molecular function: ribosome binding. Gene Ontology annotation, cellular component: mitochondrial inner membrane. Lineage: Eukaryota; Fungi; Ascomycota; Eurotiomycetes; Eurotiales; Thermoascaceae. Bases 145 to 1347 code for a protein of 400 amino acids. The transcript has a single exon. The record is from RefSeq and is a predicted model, not a curated record. Gene Ontology annotation, biological process: intracellular monoatomic cation homeostasis.
AAUUUACCCCAGCAUCGUAACCACUCCCCCAAUCUCCCUUGUUACUUCAGGAUUCUCUUGCUUUUCUUGAUACCUGUAUAACUACAAUGCAAUUUUAGUGAUUAAUCUAUUUAUUUCCACCCCCUCCCCCCCAACCAUUGCGCCAUGUCCGCACGCUCAUAUCUCUCCUCCGCAUUAUCCUCCAGUCUACGCCCACGAUGCCAGUCUGGACGAAAAGUCAAUUGCGAUCUCAGAAUCUCCUCCAGCUUCGGCCCAAAUCAACCUGCUAUCUUCAUAUCAUGGAAGAGUAUCCCGACAAGAAACUACGCCUCGCCAGCGAAUGAGAAACGAAGCGUCCGAGCAUCGUCGCAACCAGUACAGAAAUCAGACCCAACAACAUCAACAACAACAACUACUACUACCACUCCAUCAUCAACAUCAGAAGUGAACGCACCACUAAGCACCCUCCCCGUAAAACUCGACGUGCCCGCCCCAGCCGCAUCUGACGCGACGCCCAUCGACCAAUUCAAGCGCUACAUCGCUCUCGGUCGAGCGUAUUAUUCAUUCUACAAAACCGGCCUAAAGAACGUCUACCAUAAUUACAAAGCGUCGAUUCCUCUCCGACGCUCGCUCGGUCUCCCAACUUACCUCCCCACAUCAUAUCCGCCUGCGACGCAAACUUCAUCGUCACAGGAUGACAAGACGCCGUCGUUCUUUUCCGCCGCUCGAGGACUGGGGUUCACUCGGGCGGAUAUCCAACUCGUGCGACGCGCCGCGUAUGAUGUUCGACGGAUGAUUCCGUUUACGCUGAUUCUGCUGAUUUGCGGGGAAACGACGCCGUUUAUUGUGCUUGCGCUGGGCAAUGCGGUGACGCCAGCGACGUGUCGGGUGCCGAGACAGGUGGAGAAGGAGAGAGAGGCGAAAUUGAAGCGGAAAAACGCGGCGAUCGCGGCGCAUCAGGCUGCUGUGCAGGGCUCCAUGGCUCCUGUGGCUGUGGGGUCGAAGGAGGAAUUGGCGAUUUUGGUGGAUCAGUAUGCGGAUGUGGGCUUUGCGAAUACCGCGUCUGCGGAGGAGGUGUUGCGGGCGUGUGCGGUGUUUGGGCUGGCGAAGACGCAUACGAGGCCGUCGGCUCUGGUGCCGGUGGUGUAUCGGCCGAGGUUGAGGCGGUGGGUGCAGUAUCUGGAGCUGGAUGAUAGGUUGAUCAAGCAGGGUGGUGGUGUCAAGGCGAUGAGUGCGGAUGAAGUCAGGAUUGCGGUCGAGGAGCGCGGCGGAGUCGGUGCUGGAGGGGAUGGGAGGAAUGAUUGGAAAGCGGAGAUGGAGGAGCGGAAGUGGUUGGAGAAAUGGUUUGAACGGAGACGUGUGGAUUGAGCUGAAACUGAAGCUGAUAUCUAUUCUCAUGUUUUGGUUGACUACUGGGCAAGAGAUGAAAAAGGCCGUGGGUUAUAUUCAGGGUUACAUGUAUAGUA